Rhizophagus irregularis DAOM 181602=DAOM 197198 is the source of this 1424-nucleotide messenger RNA. RefSeq lists its product as uncharacterized. NCBI's taxonomy places the organism in Eukaryota, Fungi, Glomeromycota, Glomeromycetes, Glomerales, Glomeraceae. The record is from RefSeq and is a predicted model, not a curated record.
AUGUCCAAAUUAAACGGAGAUAUUCUUUAUUUGAUAUUUAAAGAGUUACAUAAUGACAAAAAUACUCUUUAUUCUUGUCUUUUAAUUAAUAAAACUUGGUGUGAGAUAAUUAUUCCAACUCUAUGGAAAAAUCCUUGGAAACAUUUAAAUUACCAAAAGGUGAAAGUUUUAUUGGAUGUUAUAAUUUCUCAUUUUUCAGAUGAAAAAAGAAAUAUUUUAAAGAGUCAAAACAUUUAUUUUCCAACCAAUUCAUAUAAAAGACCAUUAUUUAAUUAUAUUAGUUUUUGUAAACAUUUAAAUUUAAAUGUUAUUAGAAAAAUAAUUGUAAAUUUGGGAGUUGAUUGUAUUUUAAAUGAAAUUAUUUGUCUUUUUAUAAAUGAAAAUACAAAAUUUACACACCUUUAUAUACCUCGAAAUUUUGUUCAUUAUAUACACCUUAUUCCUGGAGCUGAGCAUUGUUUCUCAAAUAUCGAAUUCCUUAGUUGUUAUGCGAAUAUAGAUUAUUAUUUAUUGAAUGGAUUAAAAACGAUGUGUAAAUCAAUUAAAGAAUUGGAAAUUAUUCAUGAGGAGUGUAAUAAUUAUGAUAUUUCUGAAUUAAUUAGAACUCAAGAAUCUAUACUUAAUUUUAGUUUUAUAUCUAAUAAUAUGAUAAAUGAUAUGUCAUUUUGCCAAUUCCUUGAAAAAUCUUUGAUUAAACAUGCAAAUACUAUACAACAUUUUAAGAUGACUAAACCUCCUGCUACGCAAAUUCUAUCAUAUUUCACUAAUUUAAAAAGUUUAGAAUUGAGCAAUCGUUAUUAUUAUUCUGACCAAUUAUUAAAAAAUUUAUCUUUACCAUUCUUACAAAUUUUAUAUGUCAAUUAUAUUCCAGUUAUAUUAUUAGUACCCUUGAUUGAAAAUACAGAUGGUUAUCUUAAUGAAAUAGCUAUUUAUGAUAUUAAAUAUAAUGAUAUUGAUUGUAAAAGAAUUAUUCAGGCUAUUUAUACUAAAUGUCCAAACCUUAAAUAUCUUAAGCUUAAUUUAAGUAAUUAUGCUAUUUUUGAAUUAGAAAAGUUAUUAAUUAAUUGUCAAUAUUUAACUGGAUUGUUUAUUAUUAAGAGUGGUAUUUUUAAUUGGGAUACUUGUUUUGAAAUAUUAUCUAAAUCAUCGCCAAUUGGUUUGUGCAAGUUUAAAUUUGGUUAUUUUUGUAAUAAUAUUGAAUCAAAAUCUUUUAAAUCAUUUUUUGAUAAUUGGAAAGGUAGAUAUCCUAUGUUAUUACAAUUUAGUCAAUUAAAUUUAAAAAAUUAUAAUAGCUUAAUAGAAAAAUACAAGAAAAGAGGAAUUAUUAAAAAAUUUGAAAAUGAUAAAUUUGGAGAUUUUGAAUGGUAGAAUUUUAAAUAUAUAUUAUCAGAAAAUGUUGUAUAAAAAUGAUAGUUAUUUUAUAU